GGCCACCGCGGAAGUCGCAUUGCUUGUCUCCGGCUACGGCUCGGGAGCGGACCAUCCGCUACGGCCCCACCUUCGGCGCCGUGAGAGAUGACAGAUGGAGGGUUAUCGUUUUCCGGCGUCAUCAGUUACCCCCGACUUGCCCCCCACAGUGACCAUUAUAAAUUCAAGCUUAACAGCUUAACAUGGUCACAGUCCGCAAGACAGAACCCUCCAAAGCAUCUUGCAUAGUUCCCUUCGCCAUGUCCAACGACGACAAGGAGAUGGCCGGGGACCAGCUCGAGUCCAAAUGGCAGAGCCGGCACGUGGACGAGCGCGAGAUCCCCGUCGAGCAGCGCAAGGCAGAGGCCCGUCUGUUGCGCAAGGUCGACUGGCGCCUCAUCCCCAUCCUGGGCAUCCUCUACUCCAUCGCAGGCCUCGACCGCGUCAACCUGUCCAAUGCGCGCGUCGCCGGCAUGGACAGCGACUUGCACUUUGAUGUUGGCGACCGCUACUCCAUCGCCCUUCUCAUCUUCUUCGUCACCUACUUCCUCUUCGAAAUGCCCACGACACUCAUCCUACGUUGGGCGGGCCCAAAGCUGCUGCUCAACAGCCUGGUGUUCAGCUGGGGCUGCGUCAUGCUGGGCAUGGGCUUCGCCAACGAUUGGCGCGUCAUCGUCGUCUGUCGCAUGCUCAUCGGCAUCCUCGAAGCCGGGUUCCUGCCUUGCUGUAUGUACCUGCUCAGUAGUUGGUAUCAGCGCUACGAGGUGCAGCAGCGCAUGGCGCUCUGGUACAUGAUCAAUCUGUUCGUGUCCGCUUUUGGUAACAUCCUGGCGUACGCACUCAUCAAGCUGGACGGCGCGCAUGGGAUAGAAGGCUGGCGAUGGAUCUUUAUCAUCGAGGGCGCCAUCACCAUCGGCUUCGCCUUCUUGGGGUACGCCUUCACGCUGCCGUUCCCAGACCAGCUCUUGGCGUCGGGCAAGAAGUCGACCUUUUCCCAAGACGACCUGCAGACAAUACUCGAUCGAGUGGAGCGGGAUCGGGGCGACGCUGAGCCGGACGCCCUGACGUUCCGGAAAGUACUGCACCAUGCGGCACGCUGGGAGCUUUGGGUAUAUGGCUUCAUGUUCCUCUGCUGCAGUGCGCCAAUCUACGCCUUUGCAUACUUUAUCCAAAUCAUCCUCACGACACUCGGUUACGGGACAGCCAAGGUCUUCCUUCUUUGUGCGCCGCCGUAUCUGUUCAGCAUUAUCUGGACAUUGGCUGUUGCCUGGUGCGCGGAUCGCUCGAGACUCAGAAUGCCGUGGAUGGUGCUCAACGCGGCCAUCACCUUGACCGGCCUAUUGUUGACGGCCUACCACGGCAACAAUGCUGUGCGCUAUUUUGGUGUCUUCCUUGGUGUCUCUGGAUGCAACGGCAACCUGCCGACCAUCAUCGCCUUUCAGUCGAAUAAUGUGCGCGGCGACUCACGCCGCUCGGUCGCCAGUGGCGUGCAGAUGCUGUUUGCCUCGCUGGGCGGUGUCUACGCUUCGUGCACCUUUAUGCAGACAGAGUAUCCUACGUACCGAACGGGGGUUUGGUGUGCCGUUGCGACGCAGUUCCUGCUCAUUGUCCUGGUCGGCCUGAUGUGGUGGUGGUUCAAGCGCCAAAACAAAAAGGCCGAGACGCAGGGGGUCAUCAUACAGGAGGAUGCCGACUACCGCUAUACGUUCUAGACGGGUCAAAAUUUGACUCAUUCAUGGUGUUGGUGGCACUUGAUGAUAACUUGAGUAAUUGUUUUUGACCGAUUGAAUGCGAUUGAUCACGUACCUAG
Messenger RNA from Emericellopsis atlantica, 1789 nucleotides. Its product is annotated as major facilitator superfamily domain-containing protein. Gene Ontology annotation, molecular function: transmembrane transporter activity. Gene Ontology annotation, cellular component: membrane. The record is from RefSeq and is a predicted model, not a curated record. The transcript has a single exon. Gene Ontology annotation, biological process: transmembrane transport. Bases 183 to 1691 code for a protein of 502 amino acids. Lineage: Eukaryota; Fungi; Ascomycota; Sordariomycetes; Hypocreales; Bionectriaceae.